AUGAGCACAAAGCCACGCCCCCUUGGACACGAGGCCACGCCCCUCAAGCUCUCACACCGCACUGUGCCCCCCCCGCUCAAGACGGAGGAGGACUACAUCCCAUACCCCAGUGUGCACGAGGUGCUGGGCCGGGAAGGGCCAUUCCCCCUCAUCCUGCUACCACAAUUUGGGGGCUACUGGAUCGAGGGCACCAACCACCAGCUGAGCGGGGCCCCCGAGCCCCCCCUGAACCCAGCACCCGGCACCCGUGUGCGGCUGGAGGGCAACCACACAGCCAAGAUCUACCGCAAGCAUUUCCUGGGCAAGGAACACUUCAACUACUACUCCCUGGAUCCCGCACUGGGCCACCUUGUCUUCUCCCUCAAAUAUGAUGAACAGGAGCACCUCCACCUGCUGCUGCGCACCCGAUCCCGCACCCUGCACGAUGUGGUGCCCAUCUCCUGCCUGGCCGAGUUCCCCAACGUGGUUCAGAUGGCCAAGCUCGUGUGUGAGGACAUCAAUGUGGACCGCUUCUAUCCUGUGCUCUACCCCAAGGCCUCCCGCCUCAUCCUCGCCUUCGAUGAGCACGUGCUCAGCAACCACUUCAAAUUCGGUGUCAUCUACCAAAAGCUGGGGCAGACCUCAGAAGAAGAGCUCUUCGGCACCACAGAAGAGAGCCCAGCAUUCACCGAGUUCCUUGACAUCCUGGGGCAGCGGGUGCAGCUCCGUGACUUCAAGGGGUGUGUGCAGGGUGCAGGAUAG
Meleagris gallopavo (turkey) is the source of this 741-nucleotide messenger RNA. Lineage: Eukaryota; Metazoa; Chordata; Aves; Galliformes; Phasianidae. The record is from RefSeq and is a predicted model, not a curated record.